Molecule: messenger RNA, 3003 nt
Organism: Neurospora tetraspora
Lineage: Eukaryota; Fungi; Ascomycota; Sordariomycetes; Sordariales; Sordariaceae
Exons: 3
Coding region: 244-2823 (859 amino acids)
Source: RefSeq, a predicted model, not a curated record
GUCGCAAAAGCACAAACAGCACAUAGCUUGUCGCGCAGGGCACCAAGAUACUAUACAGCUUGGCGCAUACUGUACGAAUCUCACAAGGCUGUUGUGUGUAGACUCUCGGGUCGACAAGACAGGACAAAGGACCAAAGAGACUCCCCGUCAACCUAUAUACAAAUACAUGAGAGGUCCUCACAGACAGUGGAGAGUAAUACAAAAAACGGCUGCCAAGCUAAAAGCAGGGAAAAGCAGAACAGGAUGCAUAACGACGAGACGGUGAUCUCAGAUGCGCCAGACAUGAUCAAUAAAGCGCCGACCAUUCCGGCUGUGGCUGGCAUGUCGGGGUCAGAGCACAAGAACACCACCAUUACCACCACCAUUACCACCACCACCACUGUCACCACCGAUACUGUCACCACCACCACAACUGAGUCCGUGCCUGUGCCUGUGCCUGGGCCCGGAUUUGUUGGACAUGGGACUGGAUAUGAUAGUGUCACUGGCUCUGGCUCUGCCUCUGGUGGCUCUGGCAUUCAUAACGACCAGAUUGGCAACGCCUCCGUCACUGGCAUUUCCUCGGACCAAGCUGGCGCAUUGUCACAGCAACAACAACAUCAACAGCAGGGAAAUGGACAUGAGUUGAGCUUAAACACAUCAACCGUCGUGGAAGACAAGACCAACUCAGUCACCAACACUAGCACGGACAAGACCCCAGACCAGCAGCAGGACAUCAUACCACUUCGAGCCAAGCCGGCCCCGCAUCAGCCAGACCAUUCUGUAGACCACCCUAUCGACCACCCUGGCCACCAUCCAAAGGACCCUCAGCACCCCGGUGACCCCAGUGACUACCCUCAAGCAGAGGCUAGCGAGUCUAACCACAAUCAUCACCCUGGUCACUGCCCGUGUGCUCAACCCGGAUCGCAACCCCCCGCGUCGCCGUCGACUUAUAUAAGGUCGUCCCCGUUGACGUCGGAGCUCCCCAACGGUCCCAAGGGUGGCGAUCACGAUUCAACCACCCAACCUAAUAAUCAACCACAGUCUACCAUGAUUUUCGCCGACCUGUACAAGUCACCCAGGUCGCCUCUGAACAAGCUCAGGCACUCGUUUCCUCACCAUCAGCCGGUUGUCCUACCGCCCGACCUUGAUGCCGACCUUGUGAGCAAAGACAAGGCGAAGCAGAAGGAAGCUGUCAGGAAGUACCUCCUUGAGAAGAUUCGAAAUGACUGGGAGUUCGAAUGGCCACCUGUGACACAAUCACAGUCAACAAAAGAAGCACCAACCUCCAAUGAGAAGCAGCAGCAAGAGAAGAGCGAUAUCGCUCAACCUCCAUCAGACAGCAUCACCGCGCCCAACGAGCAUGGCUCACCCAGGAUAGCAGACGAGGCCGCCGCAGUUCAAACCUUUGACGACGAUGCGCCUCGGGAUCCAGGAGAGGAAGCAGAUUCGGAAUCGGACGCCGAGUCGGUCUACAGCACGAUAUCAGAAGACCUCGUCCACUAUCGUCCCCGAGCGGACUGGACCUCCGAUCUCUCAGACAACGACGAGCCAGCUCCCAGCACCUCCUCGCCUUUCCGCUUCGACAGCCCCGACGCAGUCGGAACCGCCGUCAAGUGCUCCCUAGAAGCAAAGCGGGCCAAGAGGAGGCGGGCAGUGAGAGACGAAGCCUCGUGGAAUCCCGGGCUGGCCUGCUUCGAAGCUCGCCGUAAUGCCUGGACAGGCGCGAAGACGGUCCGCGUCAAGCCCAAGCCGAUGAGCCUCGUGUCUCCCACGACAACGAUGUCGACAACGACCCGCCGUCUCUCCUUCUGGCGCCAUCACCGCUCCUCCGAGUUCACCAGCGCCGCCGCUGCCGCCGCGCACCCAGUCGGCUCACCACCACCACCAGCAACAAACCUCUCCGCCCCUUUGUCCCCCACGACCACGCGCACCUCCCAGCAAAGCGCCCAAAGCGACGCCGUAUCCGACACUUCAGCCCGGGGAACAGGAACAGGCGGCAAUGCUACAGAUAGCACAGUCCCCUCCACCUCCCCCGCCUCACCAUCCGCCCCCGAAAACACAUCUCUCUACCCAGUCCAAACCCUCCUCCCCCUCCCCGCUCCCCUCCUCCCGCCUCAAAACCCCAUGCGCGCCUCCGUCACGCCCUCCAUCUACCCCUCCCUCUACGACAAAAUCAUCAUCAACAAUAUGCAACCCUCCUGCCCCGUCAACCUCGCCGACAUGCUGCGCGCCUGCGUCGUCGGCUGGAAGCGCGACGGCGAGUGGCCGCCCAAAUCGCAAUACACCAACGUUGCCGCACCGCCCAUGCCUGUACCCAAGCCGAUGAGCGCUGCGGAGAUUGCGGCGCGGCGGCAACAAAAAAUAGCCCUCCAAAAACAGAUGCAACAGCAGAAGGAGGCGAGGGAACGGGCAGCGAGAGAAGCGAACGAGGUGAGGGAACGGGCGAGGGAGGUUGCUAGACAACAAAGAGAGGAGAGGGAGCAGAAGGCGAGGGAACAGAGGGAGGCCAAGGAGGAGAGGGAGAGACAGGAGAGGCAGGAGAGGGCGGCGGAGAAGGCGGAGAAGCAGAGGAGGAAGAGUGAUGCUGCUGCUCCUAAUGCGGGGAGGAGAUCGAGUAUUGUGGCGUUGGUUGGGGGGGUGGUUAAUCAUUUGACGAGGGUGUCGACGGCGGAGGAUAGGGAUCGGGAGAGGUCGGGGAGUCAGAGUGAUGAGAAUAAUGGUGGCGGGAAGGGGGGGAUAAGGAGGAGUUUGCAGAAGGUGUUUUCGUUGGGGCAUGGGAGUGGGCAUGGUGGGCAUGGUGGGGGUCAGGGGCACCAGCAGGCUAAUGGGAAUCCUAUUGCUUGAACAGGAAGAUGGGAGUUUGGAUACGAAUGGAAAUGGAAGAGAGCGAAGAGUUUAUACCACAGAGAGAUGAGAGCAUUGAGCACAGUGAAGAUGGCACGUCACGUCUUUGGAACUAAGUCAAGUGGGUAUGGUGUGUUUCAUGACAUGAUAUGGGGAAUGGUUACCUAGGUGGAAAGGGAA